Messenger RNA from Atta colombica, 1327 nucleotides. RefSeq lists its product as uncharacterized. The transcript is spliced from 4 exons. NCBI's taxonomy places the organism in Eukaryota, Metazoa, Arthropoda, Insecta, Hymenoptera, Formicidae. The record is from RefSeq and is a predicted model, not a curated record. The coding region runs from base 154 to 1182 and encodes 342 amino acids.
CCGACAUGUUUGGGCAUAUUCAUCAAUAUUGUUGACGACGUUUGCUCGGUUGUUCGAUAUUGAAUUCCAGACUAAUCCAGACUGCAGUUGCUGCAGUUUUUAACGAUUUUGACAAUCACGAGAAUUCAUAAGUUUCGCCUACAUUUUCGAGACAUGGACAAAGAAAGUUAUGCUGACAACAACGAAGAAGCAAAGAAUCAUACACGGUGUUUUGUCUGUGACGCCGAUGUCAAGGGUCGCUUUUAUGCUUUGGCCUCUUGCAGAACGCAGAACUCGCAGGCCAGGGUAAUCGAGAAACUCGGAGAAUUAGUUGGCGAAAGAUACAUGGUUGUAAUAACUGAGGAAGAUGUGAUCUGCCGCAGUUGCGGUAUCCUCGUUAACACCUUAGAUAGAUUGGAAAUUGAAAUGCGUGAUACGCGGAAUCAUAUUUUGCGCUUUUUAGAGCAAAAGUAUUCUCUGAACGAAGGAGAGCUUCGCAAUAGUAGUGACAAACCGAAGCCAUGUCAACCACCACAGAUCACGAGAUCUGGAGUGAAAGAGAUCACCUGCAGUACUAAAUCGAACGAGAAUGACUCAAAUCCAGGAAAUAAGAAAAUACCAUCGAAAUCUUUGCUGCAAUGCAAUAAGUGUAAAUAUACUACAGGUAUCGAUUCAUUUAUGGUAUAUCACUUGAGGAAUCAUACCAAGGAAUCUCUAUCUUGCGAUAACUGUGGGAAUACAAUGCUUGAGGUUACAAAACAUAAUUGUAACAAGGCAAAUGGCUUGGGAAAUAAGGAAAAUGAAACAGAUAAUUCUGACAAUGUUAGCAAGAAUGAAUCAAUAACACUUUUGAAGCCAACUCAAAUCUUGCCUUUUACUCAAACUACGCCACCGCCAUUGACAUCUUUCCAGCAAACAAAUUGCAAUCCUCCGAAUAGCAUCCCUACGUUACCAAUAAGUGAUUCCACGUCCUCUCAGGAACCAGUAUAUAUCUUGCAAUCGAUCGACAUGACUGAUACUGACAACUUAAAGAAGAUAACAAACUUAGACUUAGAUCUUGUACAAAAAAUGCAAUCGAAAAGCAAAGAUACAAAACAGGUGUUGACUGUGAAAGAUGAUGGAAGUCUGUUAGUGGUAGAAGUGCCAGUAUCCUGGAAAGCAAAAGCGCCGAUUAUUAAUUCAUUAACGUUCGAGCAAUUAUAGAAGAUUUAAGUAUAGUUGCAACGAAUAUUAGGUAACUUUGGCUUUCUGGCUAUUCGGUAAUAUUUUUACUAUUCGGCCGAACAUCAAAUAUUGUCCAAGUAUUCGGCCUAAAUAAUUUUAACGUAAGAAUAGAAUUUUUUUUAAC